Periconia digitata is the source of this 1323-nucleotide messenger RNA. NCBI's taxonomy places the organism in Eukaryota, Fungi, Ascomycota, Dothideomycetes, Pleosporales, Periconiaceae. The record is from the annotation of a GenBank genome assembly.
AUGCCUCAUCACCUCCCUCCGCAUCAUCACCUUGAAGAACCCUGGCUGAUAUCGUAUUCCCAACUUAGUCACCUCAUAUCUUAUAACGGGGGGGUCCUUCGCCAACAUCUCAAUCUCAUACAGCUCUACCCCGUAAAUCUCAUGGCCGCCUCGUCUUCGACAUCUCCAUUCCUCCGCCUUCCCUCACCCGUCCGUCAACGCAUCUAUAUAUAUCUGCUUGCCCCACAUGCCAAGGAAACCGUGACAACCAUCAACUACACUCUUCGUUGGCCGUGGUUUGAGAACCCCAGCAAUACCACUUUCAACGGGGCUGUUCAGAUCGACUUGUGUCGCUGCCCCCAGAACCCAUCCAAACCACGUACAAGCAACACCAAGACUGAGGACCAUAUCUAUUCACGGUCCAAAUGUUACGGCCCCAAUGUACUUUUUAAUCCCCCCGCCGAGCAUCUUUGGGUAUGUGGAGACGACUAUGCAGAUAGUGGGCAGAUCAACUUCCUUCGACCUGGCGUCAAAUACGAGCCUGGCUACGAGGCUAACGUCGACAUACUUGCCACUUGUCAAACAGUCUAUCAAGAAGCCGUAGGUUUGUUAUACCGAAAUCGCAACUUUCUGUUUCUCACUGGGCCGUGUCCCCGUGGAAGAUACCAAUCGUACGCUACAAGGGUAUUCCUUUCCCGUUUGUCACCUUGUGCGCGAGCGCACGUCACGUCGCUGUCCAUAAUCAAUGUGCCAUACGAGGAGGAUGCCAACAUCAAUGACGCUCAGGAUGCUUAUAGAACGCUGGCUGUGUACAUACAACUAUGCCUCCCGUCUUUCCAGACGCUCAGUCUGAAUCUUUGGAAUAAGCAGAUGGGAAUUGCUGCAGCAUCAUUUGGACGAGUUUUUGAGAAGAGCGGGAUAGAGAUAUGUCUGCGGCUGGAAAACAAAAAGAGCCCUUGCAUUCGGUUGGCUGAUGAAGCCGCGUUUGGGCAAGCAAUACGAAGCGUAACGGAGACAUCGGGGAGCUCGACUGAGAGAGCCAAGGUACUCAAACGAUCCAAGCAGCUCAGCGAAGAACCACGGGCCCAACCGAGACAUGGUACACAACACGUCUCCCAGCCAAGCACACCCCCGAAAUUGCUACCGAGGUGGGAAGAGGUCGAAGACGAAGAUAUAAUCGACGAUUUAGACAUAGUCAAGGGCGAAGUCUUGCCAUAUAGAGGUGGCACAUCGACUGCGCUUGACAUGCAGAGGAGUUCUUCAUUGGGGGAGGACGAGGGAUCGGACGAAGAAUGGUAUGAUGCCCCGGUCAACUCUAUGGCUGAAGAUUGGGAAGUGGUAUAG